AAAAGGACCACUCAGAGAAGCAAUCAAAAGAACAAUCAGAGGGACUCAGCCAUGGCGUACGUUCAGUCUAAAGUGAUGAAGAAGCGUCUUCAGGAAAAGCGCCGGGUGAGCGGUGCUGCUUUGCUUCGUGAAGAGUUGAAUGCGACCACGGCGGCUGGUGAUUCCAGCUCGUUGUUGGAUAGCAUCCAGCCCGUGGAGAAGGAUAAAGGCGUGAUGAUGGCGAACUUUGAGGAGUGGAUCAAGAUGGCGACUGAUAACAAGAUCAAUACGACGAACAGUUGGAAUUUUGCGCUCAUCGACUACUUCCACGACAUGGAUGUUUUGAGAGGAAAGGAUAACAACAUUAACUUCCAAAAGGCAAGCGCCACGCUUGACGGGUGUGUGAAGAUCUACUCGUCUAGAGUCGAUUCUGUUGCUACUGAGACGGGGAGGCUCCUCAGUGGCUUGGCAACACGUAAACAGACUGGUGGUGGGGAGAAGAAGGAGCGUGAAGGCGAUGAGGAUGAUAAGGAUGAAGAGGGUGAUUCCAGCGAUGAGGAUGCUGGAGAGGGUGAUAUCCAAGGAUCUGCAAAGGCCAAAGCGAGAUCUUCGAAGAUCAGUGCGAAAAGAGUUGGUGAUACGUUAACAAGUUUUGAGUCUCUUCGGAUCAAAAAGCUCUCUGAGGAACUUAACAUUGAUCCGUUGUUCAAAAAAACGUUGGCUGAAUUCGAUGAAGGUGGAGCAAAGAGCUUAUUGCUCAAUGCAUUACAUAUAGACAAUCAUGGGAGAGUUGUCUUCGAUGCUAAUACAUCAAGUCGUGAUGGUGUGAAGGCGGAGGACGAUGAAGAAGAGUCAACGGUUGACGUUGAGAUGUCUGGAAUGGAUGAGCCUGAAGUGGACAUUUCACCCUUGAAAGACAUCUUGUACAAGAAUGGCGAUGACUUUGAUGAAACUACAUUGUGUCCUUCUAUUGAACAUUUAAACUCUGUUUUGAAAGAUAUCACCCAGGCUAAAUCUAUCCUCAAUGGAUUUAACGUCCAACAAGAGUCUAAUGACAGGGAAUCCAUUCAAGACUUUGCUGAAGACGGCCCAGAUUUUGAGUAUGGAGAUAACGACAAUUCAUAUGGCGAGUUGGAUAAUGAAGCAGCUGCAGUGAUCUUCCAAGAUGAGAUACAGACGGAUCAGGAGGAGGUUGGUAAUGAAACUGGUGUUGUGGCUAGUGUGGUUGAUCAAGAUUUGAUGGCAUAUUUCGACAACACAAUGAAACGUAGUUGGGCUGGUCCUGACCAUUGGAAGGUGAGGCAAUUCAAAAAGGGUAAAGCACAUGCCCUAUCACAAAGCUCUGAUACUGUUGCUGAUCCUGCUACUGCAAUGACGAAACAGAAGAAGACCAAAAACGAUUUCCAAAUAGACUUUAUGACUCCAGUGGAUGAAGAUGAGGAAAACACUAUGUUUGCCAAGGGUAAGACUUCCACACAGCUAUCUGCAGCAGACAGGGAGGCUAAAGACAGUCACUUACUCCCUGACGAUAUGUACUACACUUCGGACCAGUUAACGAGACUUUUCCUCAAACCAGCUCAGAAGUUGAAUAUAUUCAGACGGAAGUUAAACAUACGGACUAUUGAACCUUCUGAAGACCCUGAUAUUACAAGACCUGUGGAUGCAACGUUCUGGGCUGAUAAUUAUAAGGAAUGUGAACUCGAAAAGAAUAAAACCAAUACGGAUGGGGGUAGUGACCAAGGUGGCUAUGACGAUGACGAUAUUAAUAUUGGUGGGGACUACGAUUUCGACAUGGAUUACGACGCUGGUACAGAAUCCAACGAAGCCAAAUUGAACACAAAUACUCAGUUGAUCGCUGGAGGUGGUAAAGCCAGACUGGGUGCUCUCAACUAUUCCAAAAAGGCAAAGAACGUGAACGUGAAACAACUCAAAGAUAACCUUUGGAAGUCCAUCGAACACAAAAUGGAAGAACCAGAACUUCAACUUAGUGAUUUGGUCACCGAUAUUGGAAGACUAUACCCCACAGAGCAGAGGAAGGAUCUAUCGACGUCGUUCUGUUUCAUUUGUCUAUUACACUUGGCUAACGAACACGGUUUAACUAUCGAAAACACUGAGACACUAACUGACUUGAGAGUCACUGGAUAUGACACAGAGUCCUCGUCCAAUACAAAUUAGAUACCACCGGACAAAGGACAUAGAGUAAUACUAUACCAAAAUAUUAUAACCCCUUUCUUUCUCUUUUGAUCACAGAUUGAAAACUGGAGCUGGACUAACCAACUAACAUACUAAAUAACCAACUACAGAUGAACCUCUUUAUGCGUAUAUGUUUGUGGCCCAUAACAAAAAAGUACUGUCUCGAAACGGAUUUCUUCAAUUGGUUCCUCGAUGACGCUGGAAAAUUUUUGAAAAGCUUUCUUUGAAUGGACUCUUCAGAGGCUUUUCACAUCUCUCUUCGAGUUUGAAUUACAACUUACGUGGAAAGGAAAAAUAGCUUUUCGCAUCUGCUAAUUCAUCAGCAUCAACAGUUGACCCUCGCAUCCAAGCCUAUCGUUCUUGUCAUCACGAUUAAUUAUGUCUCAAUCAUCUUCAUUGUCCUUUGGUC
Molecule: messenger RNA, 2581 nt
Organism: Williopsis jadinii
Lineage: Eukaryota; Fungi; Ascomycota; Saccharomycetes; Phaffomycetales; Wickerhamomycetaceae
Gene: BRN1
Product: condensin subunit BRN1
Exons: 1
Coding region: 52-2154 (700 amino acids)
Biological process (GO): mitotic chromosome condensation
Cellular component (GO): condensin complex
Molecular function (GO): chromatin binding
Source: RefSeq, a predicted model, not a curated record